AUAAACGUUAUCAGUAGAAAAUAAAGUAUCAAAUAAAACAUUUUUGUGUAUGGUUAUAUUAACACUGAAUUAAAAAAUAAUCUUUGAGUAUAGUGAUCAAUAGUUUGGUGAAAGCAUAACCAGGAUGGUCAUUUCAUACGUCAUAAAGAUACUUAAUAUAACUUCAUCAAUUUGAUCAAUAUUAUAGGGAAAUCCGUGAUCUCUAAAGUACGGCGAAAUUUUCACAUAUGCAAAUAUUGCCGGAAAUAUCGUAAAGCAUAGACAACAAAUAUGUAUGUUUUAAGAAGCGUUUGUAGAUGUGGUUUACACAGCCAGGGAUUAAUUAAACAAAUAACAAUGGGGAAACCUGUUUGGAAAUCCAAAAUGAACUCAGUUUCUUCAAUACAGGGAGUAUAUGUUCAAGUAAGGAAUUUAGCUACAAAGGACGAGGUUGACGAAAACGUGAAGAAAUUCAGAUCUGGAAAUUAUGAAACAAUCCCAGACCCUCAACGUUUGCAACACUUCAAAAAAAGCCAAGGAAAUGAUUCAACAAUACCAAAAGAUGAAACUCCUCCAAUUGGAGCAAAUGCGUUGCCUCAUCCAAUAUGGUCUGAGGAAGAAGUCCAUAAUGUUGAAGUUACACAUAAACCUCCAGAGGGUAAAGUUGACAAGAUGGCCUAUUAUACUGUAAAACUAAUGAGAGGAACUUUUGAUACACUGAGUGGUUUCAACAGAGGGGAAAGAAACGAACGCAAAUGGGUCCUACGAAUAUGUUUCCUAGAAACAGUUGCGGGUGUCCCGGGUAUGGUGGCCGCCAUGUUAAGACAUUUAAGUUCUUUAAGACGAAUGCAAAGAGAUUAUGGUUGGAUCCAUACUCUUCUAGAAGAAGCAGAGAAUGAAAGAAUGCACCUUAUGACAGCAUUGCAGCUACGUAGACCAACAAAGAUAUUUAGAUUGGGCGUGGUUGUAUCACAGGGUGCUUUUGUUACCAUGUUUAGUUUGGCUUAUUUAAUAAGUCCUAGAUUUUGCCACAGAUUUGUUGGAUACUUGGAAGAAGAAGCAGUAAUUACAUACACUAAAUGUGUGCAGGAUAUACAUCAUGGUUCCAUGCAACACUGGAAGACACAAUCGGCUCCAGAAUCUGCUAUUACUUACUGGAAAUUACCGGAUAAUGCCAAGAUGUUAGAUGUGAUCCUUGCCAUUCGUGCAGAUGAGGCUCACCACCGGGUGGUCAAUCACACACUAGCUUCAUUGAAAGAAGAUGACUACAAUCCAUAUAAACCAGGAAAAUGAUAGCUAAUACUAUUAUCGUGUUAAGUUGACCAAUAAGAUAUCCAGACAUGUUAGUUCUCGCCAUCUGUCAUUUUAAGGAAAUAAAAUGGUUUGAAAAAAGAAUUGCCAGCCAGAAUGGUUAGUCAUGGACCGCUUUAAAAAACAGACAGAUUUUUAUACAAAUGGAUUUCAAUCGUUUUUCUAAUGUCUUUAUGGCUUUUUUGUAAAAAUACUCGGACUUUUUUCCUCCGUAAUCUAUGGAAUCAAAUGUUAACAACUGUCUAGUACUCCAAUGUACUGUAUCUAUAUAGACGUUUUAUAAAUUAAAUCAUUGUAAUAAAUGUUUUAUAAUCAA
Mytilus californianus (California mussel) is the source of this 1606-nucleotide messenger RNA. RefSeq lists its product as uncharacterized. The transcript is spliced from 10 exons. Gene Ontology annotation, cellular component: mitochondrion. The record is from RefSeq and is a predicted model, not a curated record. Bases 271 to 1272 code for a protein of 333 amino acids. Gene Ontology annotation, molecular function: alternative oxidase activity. Gene Ontology annotation, biological process: alternative respiration. NCBI's taxonomy places the organism in Eukaryota, Metazoa, Mollusca, Bivalvia, Mytilida, Mytilidae.